CUCCGCUCAGCGCAGGGCCUUGUGGGCGCCUAGGCGGCCGGAACGGCUGCGACCCGCCGACGGGAGGGCCUCGGAGGUGCGGUUCCCUUUUUAGACACCGGCUGAGGGAAUCGCUCCGAUGCUGUUCGCAUAUAAUGCUUCAGAGGACGUUAUCGUAGAAAACUCCAUCCGGGCUGUUGAAACCACAGGAUUUGUUCCUGACCUUCCUGAAAAAUGUCCAAGCAACAGCCUGCUCAGUUUACCAAUCCAGAAACCCCUGGCUAUGUUGGAUUUGCAAACCUUCCCAAUCAGGUUCACCGCAAGUCUGUGAAAAAGGGGUUUGAGUUUACUCUCAUGGUGGUUGGUGAAUCUGGAUUGGGAAAAUCUACAUUAAUAAACAGCCUCUUCUUGACAGAUCUCUACCCAGAAAGAAUCAUCCCAGGAGCUGCUGAGAAGAUUGAACGCACUGUGCAGAUUGAAGCCUCCACAGUUGAGAUUGAAGAGAGAGGUGUGAAGCUACGGCUGACAGUUGUGGACACACCAGGCUAUGGCGAUGCUAUCAACUGUCGAGACUGUUUUAAGACCAUAAUCUCUUACAUCGAUGAGCAGUUUGAGCACUAUCUGCACGACGAGAGCGGCUUGAACAGAAGGCACAUCAUAGACAACCGAGUUCAUUGCUGCUUCUAUUUCAUCUCGCCCUUUGGGCAUGGCCUGAAGCCUCUGGAUGUUGAGUUUAUGAAGGCCAUACACAACAAAGUAAACAUUGUGCCAGUGAUUGCAAAAGCUGACACACUUUGUCUGAAAGAGCGAGAAAGGCUGAAGAAACGGAUUCUGGAUGAAAUAGAAGAGCAUGGCAUCAAGAUUUAUCACCUGCCUGAUGCAGAAUCAGAUGAAGAUGAAGAUUUUAAAGAGCAGACCAGACUGCUAAAGGCCAGCAUUCCAUUUUGUGUAGUGGGAUCCAAUCAACUCAUUGAAGCCAAAGGUAAAAAAGUUAGAGGCCGACUCUACCCAUGGGGUGUUGUUGAAGUGGAGAAUCCAGAACAUAAUGAUUUUCUGAAGCUGAGGACCAUGCUAAUCACUCACAUGCAGGAUCUCCAGGAGGUUACCCAGGAUCUUCACUACGAGAACUUCCGCUCUGAGAGGCUCAAACGUGGUGGCAGGAAAAUAGAGGAAGAAGAAGUAAAUAAAGACCAGAUUCUGCUUGAAAAAGAAGCUGAACUUCGUCGCAUGCAGGAGAUGAUUGCUAGGAUGCAGGCACAGAUGCAGCUGCAGAUGCAAAGUGGAGAAGGAGAUAACACUGCAGUUCAUGGACACCCUGUCUAAUCUGAACAUUUUGUACUCUGACUGAAAGAAGACCUGGAGUUGAGUUGUGGUGGUGUUCCAGCAGAAAGGAUGCCUUUUGCUCCACACGUGACUGGGAGUUUGGUUUAGAGUUUAAGAUGGAAAUGCAUUGCAGUCACUUUGGUGAUAAGUAUUUCACAACAUGUAAUCUCUUGGUAUUUUUAUAUAGUCUACACAGCUGACUUUGGCUUUGUUUAGUAAUUCUUCUACUGAGUUUAUUUUCAGGUUUUCAUUGUAUUAGGAUACAAAAGUAGAAAUUGAAACUUUUCUAGCUUGGUACAACAUUAGGGGUUUGUUUUUUCAGUCCUUUUUAAAUCUGGUUUUAUUAGCUCCCUGCUUUUAACUUUGUAUUACAUUUAGAAAUAAAUAAGUGGCAGUGACACCUUG
Pogoniulus pusillus (Red-fronted tinkerbird) is the source of this 1707-nucleotide messenger RNA. It is a transcript of the gene SEPTIN2, whose product is annotated as septin 2. Bases 214 to 1302 code for a protein of 362 amino acids. Gene Ontology annotation, molecular function: GTPase activity; molecular adaptor activity; GTP binding. Gene Ontology annotation, cellular component: septin ring; cell division site; microtubule cytoskeleton. The record is from RefSeq and is a predicted model, not a curated record. The transcript is spliced from 13 exons. Lineage: Eukaryota; Metazoa; Chordata; Aves; Piciformes; Lybiidae. Gene Ontology annotation, biological process: cilium assembly; intracellular protein localization; cell division.